Schistosoma margrebowiei is the source of this 747-nucleotide messenger RNA. The record is from the annotation of a GenBank genome assembly. NCBI's taxonomy places the organism in Eukaryota, Metazoa, Platyhelminthes, Trematoda, Strigeidida, Schistosomatidae.
AUGGGGAAAGGAUAUAAUAAUUAUAUGUGCAAGAAGUUUUUCCACCCAACAAACUUCGAAAACAUAAAGAGAAAGUGGAUGGCUGAACAGGCAAAUGAGUACGAUACGAAAAAGGAACUAGAGAAACUAAAUCAAUAUCGUCGGGAACAAGAAACACUUGAAAACCGUGUCCUUCUAGGUGAUGAAAAAGCUAGGCUAGGCUUAGCAUGGAUGUAUGACCAGCCUGCUUUAAUGGAAAAGGAGCAACCUGAUGACAAAGAGGUGAAGUUUGAAUGGCAAAGGAAAUAUUGUGCUCCAAGAGAAAGCUAUUGCAAAAACUCGUCAGAGAUAAUAGAUCAGCCCUUUGCCAUUGAAGUUCGAAACGUACGAUGUAUGCGGUGCAAACAAUGGGGGCACUUAAACACUGAUCGUGUUUGUCCACUUUUUGGUCAGUCUUUCACUAAGGAACCAACGACAAGCGAUAUGAUUGGUCUUGACCAAGUUAAGAAAAAUCUACAAAAAGAGGGGCUUACUUUGAAGCGAGGAACUGAUUUGGACCGUUUUACAUCUGUAUUUAGCAAAGCAAAGAGUGCGCUGGCCAGUGUCUCAAAGCAAACAUCUGAAGAAGAAGACUCUCUAGCCAUGGAAUUCCUCAAAAACCUCACCGAAAGACAACGUGAAAAGCUACUUAAAAAGCUUUCGAAGCUUUCAGACAAGUCCCCAAAGCAAAAUCACAAAUCGAAGCAUAGGCAUUCAAGGCGGCAUUGA